CCCCUCUCCAAGAGCUGCGGAGGCGGUGGGGGUUGGGGACUGGCCUGGCGUCCCGGAACAGCUGCAGCGGGCGCUGGGCCCGUCUGGAAUGCGGGAGCCGGCUGCGCACCAGGACUUUUAUGGAAACUUGCUGCUGGCGCGCGGCGGCCAGAGGGCUCGAGGCGGCUGGAGCGGCGUGGGGAGCGCGCAGACCCGGACGCGCAGCGCGGAGCUUGAGGAGCGGCGCGGCGCCCCGGCGACAAGCGGAUACAAAAAUAUACGAAGCUUCAGCCUCAAACUACAUAGAGCAAACAUGAAUGACAUUUCGCAAAAGGCAGAGAUUAAAGAAAUGCUUGCUUCUGAUGAUGAGGAAGAGAUUUCUGCUAAAGUAGAAAAGGCUUAUGUCCCAAAGUUAACAGGGACGGUUAAAGGUAAAUUUGAUGAAAUGGAAAGACACAGACAGGAAGAGCAAAGGAAGAGAACGGAAGAGGAGAGAAAGCGCAGACUUGAACAGGACCUGCUGGAGAAGAGGAAAAUGCAGCGUGAAUUAGCAAGAAGAGCUGAGCAGAUUGAGGACAUAAACAAUACGGGAACCGAAUCCGCAUCAGAGGAAGGAGAUGACUCACUGCUUAUAACAGUGGUGCCUGCCAAAUCGAACAAAACAUCUGGAAAAAUACAGAAUCCUGAGGACCUGGACAAAGAGCAAGGGAGUGAGAGGCUUAAUCAUGAAGACGACAAACGAAUAAGAUAUGAAGAAGAGGGUCGAUCUCUCAAGGAAGCAAAGUGUCUGUCAUUAGUCAUGGAUGAUGAAACUGAGGCCAAAAAAGGAUCCCAUUUUCCUGGAAAACUGAAAUUAACUUUUGAGGAACUGGAGCGGCAGAGACAAGAAAAUCGCAAGAAGCAAGCAGAGGAGGAAGCGAGACGGCGCUUAGAAGAAGAGAGGCGCGCCUUUGAGGAAGCAAGGAGGCACAUGGUAAAUGAGGAGGAUGAGGAUGAAAACCAAGAUACGGCAAAAGUAUUUACAGAGUACCGCCCUGGAAAACUCAAGCUCAGUUUUGAAGAAAUAGAAAGGCAAAGGAGAGAAGGUGAGAAAAGAAAAGCAGAAGAGGAGGCCCGGAGAAGAAUAGAGGAAGAGAGGAAGGCAUUUGCUGAAGCAAGGAGAAGCAUGGUAUUAGAUGAUGAUUCCCCAGAGAUAUAUAAAGCAGUUUCCCAAGAAUCUCUGAUGCCUGGAAAACUGGAAAUUAAUUUUGAAGAAUUAUUAAAACAAAAAAUGGAAGAAGAAAGACGACGAACAGAGGAGGAACGGAGGCAUAAACUGGAAAUGGAAAAACAGGGAUUUGAACAACUGAGACAGGAAAUGGGAGAGGAGGAAGAAGAAAAUGAAACUUUUGGAUUGAGUAGAGAAUAUGAAGAAUUAAUCAAAUUAAAAAGAAGUGGUUCUAUUCAAGCUAAAAAUCUAAAAAGCAAGUUUGAAAAAAUUGGACAGUUGUCUGAAAAAGAAAUACAGAAAAAGAUAGAAGAAGAGCGAGCAAAGAGGAGAGCAAUUGACCUUGAAAUUAAAGAGCGAGAAGCCGAAAACUUCCACGAGGACGACGAUGUUGAUGUAAAGCCUGCAAAAAAGAGUGAAUCUCCCUUUACUCAUAAAGUGAAUAUGAAAGCCAGAUUUGAACAAAUGGCUAAAGCAAGAGAAGAAGAAGAACAAAGGAGAAUUGAAGAACAGAAGUUACUACGAAUGCAGUUUGAACAGAAAGAAAUUGAUGCAGCAUUACAGAAGAGACGAGAAGAUGAGGAAGAAGAAGAAGGGAGCAUCAUUAAUGGUUCUACCACUGAAGAUGAGGAGCAAACCAGAUCAGGAGCUCCAUGGUUCAAAAAGCCUCUAAGAAACACCUCAGUUGUUGACAGUGAGCCAGUCAGAUUUACUGUUAAAGUGACAGGAGAGCCCAGGCCAGAAAUCACAUGGUGGUUUGAAGGAGAGAUGCUACAGGAUGGAGAGGACUAUCAGUACAUUGAAAGAGGCGAAACUUACUGCCUCUAUUUGCCAGAAACUUUCCCGGAAGAUGGAGGAGAAUAUAUGUGUAAAGCAGUCAACAAUAAAGGCUCUGCAGCAAGUACCUGCAUUCUUACCAUUGAAAUGGAUGACUACUAAGCUUCCUUCUCUCCUUGGAACUCUCUCUCUCCAACUCUCUUGCUACAUCUCUGUGGAGGGGCUAAAGGAGACCAGAGGUGGCACCAACUUGACCUAAUACCUUUUCCCCACAUCUUCCAACUAGCUGAUCCAAAGAAUGCCUUUUCCAAUGCACAUCGGGUUACCAUGUUAUGCCCAGUCAAAAUGUAGUUGACAGGGAAGGGAAAUGUACUCCUGUAUGAACCUAAAGCAAAUGCUUUGUAUCUUCCAUAUUUAUAGCCAUUAUGUUUAAAGUUUGCAUGAAUAAAUGGAGUUUUUACAUCUAAAGUUAGCCAGAGAGGACAGUCUGCUGCGGACGCCAGUCUUUCUGAAGAUACACUGACAAAGGAGGACUGCUGGAAAGAAAAACCCAAGCAGGAAUUUUUUUUCUAAACUACUAAAUCAAAUUUGAUAGAAACCAACGUUUAAGCAGUGUUCCAAGUGUGAUAGAUAUUAACAUGUGUGUCUCAAAUGUAUAAUGACCAUACUGAAGUUUAUGCUGUGACCUGAAUGAAUAAAUGAUACUAUAAUGAGAAAAUAUUAGUACUCUUUGCAGGAACAAAUGUGGCUUUUUUUUUUUUUUUUUUAACAGUUGAAGAUUUCAAGAUUUAAGAGGAUUAGAUUCAGGGAAAAGUGAUUUUAAAAUUCUAGCUUUAUGAGUUCAAGGUCAGCCUGGUCUGGUCUACAUAGUGAGUUCCAGGACAGUCAAGACUACAUAGAGAGACUGUCUCUAAAUAACAACAAAGAAGUCUGUAAAUAAUUAUAACUUAUGUUCUAUUAUUUGGUUGUUUUAUAUUUAUAUUCAAUUUCUUGGAAAACAAUUUUAUUUUACAUUAUGAAACCAUAAUAAAGUUACCUGUGCAUCAAAAGGCCUUUCCCCCCCUUAUUUUAAAAGCUAUGCAAUGGGCUAUCCGCUCUUUUAAAGUUUAAACAACUUAUCAUUAGAAUUAAAAGGCAAAACCACCACCAGUAUUUUUCUCACAGUAAAAUUUUAAUGACAGAAAUAAAGGAGAAAAAUUUUAACUCAGUAUACAUAUCAAAGACACAAAAGCACUCUGGUAAGUCAUCACUGUACAUUUAUUGUUUUAAAUUAAGAAAACCAUAAAGAAUACAAAAUCACAAUAAUCCAAUGCCCUUUACAUACAAUGUCAAUAAAGCAAAACUCUAAACCAGUUUGUAAAGUAUUCAAUUUACCUCCAGUCCAAGCUGCAUCUCCCUAAGACACUGUUCCCAUCACAGUAGCCAUUUUAAGCCAAUCUUCUUUUAACACACGGGUAGUUUCUGUAGAGAACACUUUUCUCAGGACGAAAAUGCAUCGAGCAUGCAUAAGAAAAUAUAUAUAUAUUUGCAAAUACAUUAAGAGUUUCUUUAGGGUAUCAUUCAAGAAACUAAAGCCCUGGCAUUUGCUUUUUUAAAGCCAUCAUUUAAAAAAAAUUUCUCAAUUCGAUUGACUGAUUAAACAAAAAGCAGGGUCAUUUUCGGUCAAAUUAUCUAAGUAUUAUGAAAAUGCAUUUUAACGCCAGGCAGAAUUUGCAAAAAAUAAAUAAAUAAAAUAAAAACAAAAAAAGAAAAAAAGACAUCUCCAGUGAUCAGUUAAUUCUACAUCAACAUUCUAUACAACAUGUUAACCAUUUUUAGGAAGAACUGGUUGUAUUGGCAAAGCAUUCAAAAGUGAAUGAAAACUUAGGGAAGCACUUGCUAUUCUAAACUGACUUUAAUGAAUUAACUACCAAGAUAUUUAAUACUUUAUAAUUAGUAUCAAAUUACUAGUUUUAAUAUUAAAAUGAUUCUCAUUACUAAAAAACAAGUAUACAUUUCUGAAACAAACAUCAAAGCAAUGAACACUAAGUUAUCACUCCACUAACAUGUAUGUCAUUAAAAAAAUCUGUAAACUUGUUUAAAUGAGUUUAAUUUCAAGCUAAAUCAUUCAAUUUUCUACCUUAAAAAUCUGCUGAAUUCAAAUCAACUGGCACCUUUUCUGCUUUCAAGUUUACUUACAAGUAAGUUUGGUGCUAUUUAAAAUGCUUUAAACCAGUGAAGGUUUAAUGGUAAUGAAUUGAAACUUCUCACAAGACAGAAACAAUCCCCAAUAUCUAUAAGCAUUCAUCCAGAUUUCCAAACGCCAACUACAGCUAACCAAAACUUCACAGGCUCUAAAGAGAUACCGAUCCAACCUCUCUCAAUCUCUCUCUUUCUCCCUCUUCCUCUCUCUCUCUCUCUCUCUCUCUCUCUCUCUCUCUCUCUCUCUCUC
Molecule: messenger RNA, 4394 nt
Organism: Alexandromys fortis (reed vole)
Lineage: Eukaryota; Metazoa; Chordata; Mammalia; Rodentia; Cricetidae
Gene: Nexn
Product: nexilin F-actin binding protein
Exons: 13
Coding region: 89-2125 (678 amino acids)
Biological process (GO): mitochondrial fusion
Source: RefSeq, a predicted model, not a curated record